AUGAGAGAAGCAAAGAAAGGUCAAAAAUCUUUGUUCUUUGGUAAAACUCCUUCAGAAGAAACGAAAGCUAAAAUUAGUGCAGCUAAUGGUCAAGCGGUAAAGGUUCUUGAUAAAGAAACGAAUGAGACCACAAGUUAUUCUUCAGGUAUUCAAGUAGCAAAAGCUCUCGGUUGCGAUGAAAAAACGAUUC
Molecule: messenger RNA, 190 nt
Organism: Morchella sextelata
Lineage: Eukaryota; Fungi; Ascomycota; Pezizomycetes; Pezizales; Morchellaceae
Exons: 1
Molecular function (GO): DNA binding
Source: RefSeq, a predicted model, not a curated record